Messenger RNA from Coprinopsis cinerea okayama7#130, 1530 nucleotides. RefSeq lists its product as hypothetical. NCBI's taxonomy places the organism in Eukaryota, Fungi, Basidiomycota, Agaricomycetes, Agaricales, Psathyrellaceae. The transcript has a single exon. The coding region runs from base 1 to 1530 and encodes 509 amino acids. The record is from RefSeq and is a predicted model, not a curated record.
AUGGUCAACGACUCUUUCAUGACGGACAACUACCACCCUGCUCACGAUACGGCGGUCUACAACGCCCGUUCUGAACCCAACAACGUCGACCCAUUCAGCGACCCACCCAAUGGCAAGUCGACUAACACCUUUAAUGCCACAGGCGUCGCGUCGAUCGAUGGAACGCCAUUCGCACCCCCAAGCAGUGGCCACCUCGACGCGCUUACGACACCACGUAACCCGUCCAUCUUCCCUCCUUCCAAUGCAUACGAUUACGACCUCUCCACGCGUGGUCCGUUCCAAUCACCUCUACGCCGCGUACCAGGUCCAGUAGGUGCAGGUGAGGAUGGAGGUUCGAACCAGACCACACCGACUGCCGCGAACAAAGGGAAGACACCGAAGCCACACCUUCCUCGGCGCCGACCAACCACGCUCUUGCUCUCUCCCCAUCGUCGUACUUCUCCUGGUUCAGCAAAGAGCCACGCGAGCAGCACCAGUCGAAGAGCCCGGAUCUACUCGAAUCAGGGUGUCGGUGGGUUGACUUCGCCCUCGCCUACUCGUUCGCGAGUCAGUCCGCGCCGGGUCACUCCCCGCUCUCCUUCGACGCCGCGCAUCCUCAAGAAGACGGUUUCUCCCAACCCGAAGGCGAUCUCGUUGGGUGUGUUGGGUAGGAUUCCGAUGGGGAUGGUGUUCAAGAAGCUGAAGCCCUUGAAGAGAGGCCUGAAGAGUGUCGGGAAGAGGAGCUCCAAGUGCGAAACGAGUGGAGGCGGCGCGGGUGAAGCGGGAGGGACAGAUAGGGACGUGGAUAUCGACUUGGAAUUGAAGCCCUGGGACACCGACGUGGACGUCGAGAUUGCAGAUUCGGCACCUCUUCAAGGGUUCGCGCUUGCGCAGGCCCAGUCGAUGGAGAAGAUGCGACACUCCAGCAGUCGUCUUCGAGAUCCUGACCACGACGAUCUAUUCGACGACGACGAUGGAGAAGAGGGAGAGGUGCCAGCGGAGGAACCAGAGCCCUAUUCCCCGAUGCCCAUCUCCCCACUCGCACCCGACAUGACGAGCACCAACCCAAACAUCCUGUCCACCACCGCAGCACUGCGUGAUCUGGGGUUGGUCGACGCUCGACAGGGCGCCCCAGGUGCCUACGUGAGCAUGGAGGACAUCGACCAGUUCGACGAUAGCCGAAGCCAUUAUCACCCGACAGAGCUCGGCGCCGUCGACGAGGAUUCGGAGAUGUCGCAGCCCACCACCCCCUCAGCCUCCACAUGCCUCUCCGCUCCUCUCUCCCCCACGACCAACGUCAGCAUCAGCCCCACCGUCAGCAUCAGCAGUAGCAUGCGACGCGCCCACAGCAAAGGUAAAGCGUUGAGGGUCUUGGGAUACGAGGUCUACCAGGCGUACAACGGGAAGCCGUACGCCAGCGGUGUGCGUGGUAUUGGCGACGGAGGAAGUGGCAGGAGUUUGCGGGGGGUCGGUGGCGGGGAUAAGCCUAAGCGGAUGGGGAUCCCUGGUAUCAUGGACCAUGGUAGGAUGAGGAAGGCGCGUAGGGUCUAG